AUGAAAAGAAAGAUGUUCGUCGCAGUAAAUACAGAGGGUUCAUUGAAAGUAAAGCGACAUGAUGUUGUUUUUACUCGACCUGAAGAUAAUGAACCAGAAGAUGAAGUAGAUGUGGUAGGUUGCUGCCAUGUUACAAUAGAAGAGACAUCUGAGCAUGAUAUAUUUGAAGAGGAUGCCGAAGCGGCUCCGUUAUCGCUUGAGGAUGGGGGUCAAUCAACGAUUGACGAGUUAAAAGAAGUCAAUCUUGGUACGAAAGAAGAACCUCGUCCAACCUUCAUAAGCAUCCAACUUUCUGACAAUAAUGAAAAUGAGUAUGUAAACUUACUCAAAGUAUAUAAAGAUGUCUUUGCAUGGUCAUAUAAGGAAAUGCCUGGACUCGAUCUAAAGGAAGAGGUAAAUAAGCUCAUUGAGGCUGGAUUUAUUCGUGAAGUCAAGUACCCAACAUGGAUAGCUAAUAUUGUUCCCGUAAGGAAGAAGAAUGACCAACUACGUGUCUGUGUCGAUUUUCGCGACCUAAAUAACGCAUGCCCAAAAGAUGACUUUCCUUUGCCUAUCAUGGAAAUCAUGAUAGAUGCAACUGUAGGGCAUGAAGCUUUAUCUUUCAUGGAUGGGUUGUCAGGAUAUAAUCAGAUUAGAAUGGCUCUAGAUGACGAGGAGAAAACAGCAUUUCGAACUCCAAAAGUCAAGUCCAAGAAGAAAUGCGAUCACUUGAAAGACUUGAAGCUGGUACUUGAUCGCCUCAGAAAAUAUCAACUAAGAAUGAACCCUCUCAAGUGUGCAUUUGGUGUAACUUCAGGGAAGUUUUUGGGAUUUAUAGUGAGACAUCGCGGCAUCGAAGUUGAUCACUCAAAAGUUGAUGCUAUCCAGAAGAUGCCAAGUCCGAAGAACCUACACGAAUUGAGACGAUUGCAAGGUCGUUUAGCUUACAUUAGAAGCAUAAAGAAGUAUCUGCUCAACUCUCCGGUCUUAAGUGCGCCUGCAAUUGGAAAACCAUUAAUAUUGUAUAUUGCGGCUCAAGAGACUUUGCUCGGGGCAUUACUUGCACAAGAAAAUGAUAAGGGUAAGGAAUGUGCACUCUACUAUCUAAGUAGAACUCUGACAGGAGCUGAAUUAAAUUAUUCUCCAAUUGAAAAAAUGUGUCUCGCCCUUUUCUUUGCAAUAGAUAAACUGAGACAUUAUAUGCAAGCCUUCAGUAUACACUUGGUGGCAAAAGCUGAUCCUGUCAAAUAUAUCUUAUCAAGGCCAGUCAUCUCGGGACGCCUCGCGAAGUGGGCUAUUAUACUUCAACAAUAUGAUAUUGUAUAUAUCCCCCAAAAAGCAGUGAAGGGCCAAGCAUUGGCAGAUUUCCUAGCUGAUCAUCCAGUUCCAUCAAAUUGGAAGUUAUGUGACGACUUACCUGAUGAGGAAGUAUUGUUUGUUGAAAGCAUGGAGCCUUGGAUCAUGUUCUUUGAUGGUGCGACACGAAUAAGUGGAGCUGGUGUUGGCAUUGUCUUCAUUUCUCUUGAGAAACAUAUGUUGCCAUAUAGCUUCACACUCGGUGAAUUAUGUUCAAAUAAUGUUGCCGAGUACCAAGCCUUUAUUAUCGGCCUCCAAAUGGCUUCAGAAUUUGGGAUAAAGUGCAUAGAAAUAUUCGGUGAUUUGAAGUUAAUCAUUAAUCAGCUCUCUUAUCAGUACGAGAAAGUUGAUGCACUUGCAAAUUUGGCCACUGCUUUAACAGUCUCGGAAGAUAUACCAAUAAACAUUUCCCUUUGCCAAAAAUGGAUUGUGCCUUCAAUUGAAAGUCAAUAUGAAGAAGCUGGUGUGAUAUCUGUAUAUGCAAUUGAUGAAGAAGAUUGGCGCCAACCCAUUAUAGACUAUUUGGAGCAUGGAAAACUCCCCACCGAUCCUCGACAUAGAGCUGAAAUACGUAGAAGAGCUGCGCGAUUUAUUUAUUACAAAGACACACUUUACACACGCUCAUAUGAGGGACUUCUGCUGCGAUGCCUAGGAAAAGAGGAAUCGACAAAGGCCUUAGAGGAAGCUCAUUCAGGUAUUUGUGGUGUCACCAGUCUGCCACCAGAGCCGCUCCAUCCGACAAUAGCUUCAUGGCCUUUUGAAGCUUGGGGACUCGACCUGGUUAGACCUAUCACGCCUAAAUCAUCGGUCGAUCAUUCUUACAUUCUUGCAGGAACUGAUUAUUUUUCCAAAUGGGCUGAAGUCGUGCCAUUAAGAGAAGCAAAGAAGGAAAACAUUUACAAGUCUUCUAUGUACAAUGCUGCAACAAAUGAAUUGGCAGAAGCAUUCAACAAAACUUUGUGCAGUCUACUAAAAAAUGUGGUCUCCAAGAAAAAAAGAGAUUGGCAAGAAAAGAUUGGGGAAGCAUUGUGGGCCUACAGAACUACCCAUCGUACUCCUACAUGUGUUACACCUUAUUCCUUAGUUUAUGGCGUUGAAGCAGUACUCCCACUAGAAAGAGAAAUUCCUUCCUUAAGAAUGGCUAUUCAAGAAGGGCUAACUACUAAAGACAAUGCUAGAUUACGCCUUCAAGAGUUGGAAGCACUUGACGAAAAGAGACUGGAAGCUCAACAAGCACUCAAAUGUUAUCAAGCACGAAUGUCAAAAGCCUUUGACAAACAGGUAAGGCCCCGAUCAUUUCAAGUUGGUGAUUUAGUGCUCGCAGUAAGAAGACCUAUUAUCACGACAAGGCAUACGGGAAAUAAGUUCACGCCUAAAUGGGACGGACCCUACAUUGCCAAAGAAGUUUUUACGAAUGGAGCAUACAAAAUCAUCGAUCAAGAUGGAUUGCGAAUUGGCCCAAUCAAUGGCAAAUUUCUCAAGAAGUUUUACACCUAA
Molecule: messenger RNA, 2832 nt
Organism: Cucumis melo (muskmelon)
Lineage: Eukaryota; Viridiplantae; Streptophyta; Magnoliopsida; Cucurbitales; Cucurbitaceae
Exons: 7
Coding region: 1-2832 (943 amino acids)
Molecular function (GO): nucleic acid binding; RNA-DNA hybrid ribonuclease activity
Source: RefSeq, a predicted model, not a curated record